AUGGGCCGCCGACAAAGAAAACCUCUCGCCGGAAUCCUCAAAGACAAAGCCUCACUUCUCAAAGCAAUCCUUUCAUUCCGACGCGCCACAUCUUCCGUGCACACCACAGUCAUUAAAGCCACCGCCCACGGCCAAUCUCCGGCGCCGGACCACUAUAUCUCCGCCGUCUUAACAAUCGGAGAAGAAUCCCGUCAAUCAGCCCGAGCCUGUAUAUCAGCAAUAAUGGACCGUCUCCAUUCCACGCGCGACGCGCGUGUGGCUCUCAAAUGUUUAACCCUCCUCCAUUACAUCUUCUCAAAAGGUUCCUCAAUCUUAAAAGAACAACUCUCUGUUUACCCUUCAGCUGGGGGUAGAAAUUUCCUUAAUUUAUCGAAGUUUCGCGAUGGUAGGGAUGCGGAAUCGUGGAAUUUGUCUUCUUGGGUUAGAUGGUAUGCUGGUUUUCUUGAAACUAAUUUAUCUGUUUCUAGAUUAUUUGAAAAGGAUUUAGUUGAAAUUGAAGAAUUUGUUAAGUUGGUUGAAGAAAUUUGUAAUUGCCCAGAUGAUGUUUUUAUUAAUGGAAGGAAUUUAGUAAACGAGAUAAUGAAUUUGGUUGUUGAGGAUUAUGGGUUUACUCAACGACAAAUUCUGGUGAGAAUUUGUAAGUGUAGAGAGAGAAUUGAUGAAAUGGAUUCCGGCGAGGCUAGAGAGAUAUUUGGGUAUUUGAAGAGAAUGGAAGAAUGUAAAGAGAAAUUGAUUAAGAUGUUUGUAAAUAGGAAGAGAAAUGAUGAGUUUUGGGAGAAGGUGAAGGAAUUGAAAAUGGAGGUGGAGAAGAUGAUGGCGGCGCCGGCGGAUGUGAAGAGAAUUCUAGCGCCGCCGUAUGCAUUGGUGGCGCUGCCGUACCGGAAUGAGUGGCGGAGUGGCGUGGCUGUUAACUGA
Molecule: messenger RNA, 915 nt
Organism: Impatiens glandulifera
Lineage: Eukaryota; Viridiplantae; Streptophyta; Magnoliopsida; Ericales; Balsaminaceae
Product: putative clathrin assembly protein At4g40080
Exons: 1
Coding region: 1-915 (304 amino acids)
Biological process (GO): vesicle budding from membrane; clathrin coat assembly; clathrin-dependent endocytosis
Cellular component (GO): clathrin-coated vesicle; clathrin-coated pit
Molecular function (GO): 1-phosphatidylinositol binding; clathrin heavy chain binding; phosphatidylinositol-4,5-bisphosphate binding
Source: RefSeq, a predicted model, not a curated record